AUGUCGGGAGUGGAAGAAUUUGACAGCGUGACCAGGCAAGACAAGGUGUCGGGAGUGGGAGAAUUGGCGCGCUCGGCUGAUCCCUCGGGGUGUCUCACCGCCUGCACGGGGUCGCGAGAGAGGGUGGAAGGUGGAGGGGGAGGGGGUGUGCAGGGCACUCCAUUCGAGAGCCCACUUAACGGCACCUCGUGCAACGCGGCCGUGGGCGUGAAGGCCUUCUUCGACAUGAUGCACAUCGGGCCGCACAAGGUGAUGCUGUUCGGCGCCGCCUGCACCCAGGUCACCGACCCCGUCGCCAAGGCGUCCCGGCGCUGGCGCCUCACGCAGCUCUCGUACGCGGACACGCACCCCAUGUUCACCAAGGAGAACUUCCCCAACUUCUUCCGGGUGGUGCCCAGCGAGAACGCCUUCAACGCGCCGCGCCUGCGGCUGCUGCAGGAAUUCAACUGGACGCGCGUCGGCACCAUCUACCAGAACGAGCCGCGCUACUCGCUGGCUCACAACCACCUGGUGGCGGACCUGGACGAGCGGGGGCUGGAGGUGGUGGAGACGCAGAGCUUCACUAACGAGGUGGCGUCGGCCAUGGCCAAGCUCAAGGAGAAGGACGUGCGCAUCAUCCUGGGCAACUUCAACGAGUCCUGGGCGCGCCGCAUCUUCUGCGAGGCGCACAGGGCUGAGAUGUUCGGCCGCAAGUACCAGUGGCUCAUCAUGGGCACGUACGCGGAGGAGUGGUGGCUGCAGGAGGAAGGACUGGUGCCCUGCUCGUCCGCCGAGCUCAUGGCGGCCCUGGAGGGAUGCAUCCUCACCGACCUGCUGCCCUUGUCCACCAACGGCGAGAUCACAGUGUCCGGCAUAACGGCGCAGGAGUACCAGCUGGAGUACGACUCGCGGCGCGGCGGCGAGUACUCCCGCUUCCACGGGUACACGUACGACGGCGUGUGGGCGGUGGCGCUGGCCAUCCAGUACGUGGCGCACCGCGUGCGUCACGUGCGCAAGAACCACACCAUCGUGGACUUCCGGUACCGCGACCCGCUGUGGGAGCAGCUCUUCCUCGAGGCGCUCAAGAACACCAGCUUCGAGGGCGUCACGGGUCCCGUGAGAUUCUACGAUAACGAGAGGAAGGCGAGCAUUUUGUUGAAGCAGUUUCAAAACGGCAGCGAGGCGAAGGUGGGCGAGUUCCACGCGUCGCCCGCCCAGCUGGACCUGGGGCGGGGCGCCCCCAUCCGCUGGCACGGACGCGCGCCGCCCAAGGACCGCACCUUGCAGCUCAUCGAGCACUCGCACGUCAACAUCACCGUCUACUCCGUCCUGGCGGCGACCGCCUCGCUCGGCAUCGUCAUGGCGGUCACCUUCCUGUCCAUCAACAUCAUGUACCGCAACCAGAGGUACAUCAAAAUGUCGAGCCCGUACCUCAACAACCUGAUCAUCAUCGGCUGCAUGCUGACGUACAGCAGCGUCAUCUUCUUGGGGCUGGACUCGACGCUGACCAGCGAGGAGACGUUCCCGUACGUGUGCACGGCGCGCGCCUGGCUGCUCAUGGCUGGCUUCUCGCUCGCCUUCGGCUCCAUGUUCUCCAAGACGUGGCGUGUGCACUCCAUCUUCACUGACGUCAAGCUCAACAAGAAGGUGAUCAAGGACUACCAGCUGUUCAUGGUGGUCGGCGUGCUGCUGGUCAUCGACCUGGCCAUCAUGACCACGUGGCAGGUCACCGACCCCUUCUUCCUGGAGACCAAGCAGAUGGAGCCAUACCCCGACCCGUCCAGCGAGGACGUUCUGAUCGUGCCCGUCAACGAGUACUGCCAAAGCGGCCGCAUGACCGUGUUCGUCAGCUCCAUAUACGCUUACAAGGGCCUGCUCAUGGUGUUCGGGGCGUUCCUCGCGUGGGAGACGCGCCACGUCAGCAUCCCGGCGCUCAACGACUCCAAGUACGUGGGGAUGAGCGUCUACAACGUGGUUAUCAUGUGCGUGAUGGGCGCCGCUAUCUCGUUCGUGCUGUCCGACAAGCAGGACGCCUCCUUCAUCAUCAUCUCCGUGUUCAUCAUCUUCUGCACCACGGGCACGCUCUGCCUCGUCUUCGUGCCCAAGCUGAUCGAGCUGCGGAGGAACCCGCAGGGCUCCAUCGACAAGCGCAUGAUCCGGGCCACCCUGCGGCCCUCGUCCAAGAGCCGGCGCGACUCGGAGGCCUCCGAGCUCGAGGAGAAGCUCAAAGACGCCAGCGCCGCCAACCAGAAGUACAAGAAGAAGCUGGCGGAGAAGGACGCCGAGCUGCACGUGCUGGUCCAGAGGCUAGGGGACGACACCUUCGACCUGAACUGGGACUCCGGGAUGGACCGGCUGGCUGUCCCGCGACAGGACAUGCUCAGGAGAGAAGAUGCCUCGCGGACCGAGACGACGGAGAUCAGCUCCUUGUGCUCCCUCAACUCCUCCCAGGACGGGGAGUACGUCAACCUCACCGUGGAGACCCCGGGGUCAAGGAAGAAGGCCGUGUUCCCGGCGCGACCCCCCACGAUAGCGGCGGGCGGCGGGCCCGGCAAGGAGGCGGCCGCCAUCUUGAGGCGGCGCUCGGGCGGCUCCGUGUGCUCCGGCAGCGAGGCGUCCGACAAGCACGUGCCCGGCUCCAGGGAGGACGACGCGGAGCCCCUGAUAGCGGAGGCCGCCGCCGCCGAGCUGGGCCUCAGCAACGCGCACUUCCUGCCCGAGCCGCUGCCCGAGGACCAGCUGCCCCCGGAGGAGAAGUCCCUCAUCCGCGAGCUGAUGGGGGAGCGGCCGCGCCUCGCCACGCCGCCGCCGCCUCUCCACCUCCACCACCACCACCCCGCCUCCAAGGUCGUGUCCUUCGGCGGCGCCGAGGAGGACACGAUCCUGCCGCCGCCGCGGCAGUUCCACCCGCGGCGCUCCGCGGCCCCGCCCCCGGAGCAGCAGCGGCGGCGGUCCAGCGUGAAGGUUGCGGUUGCGGCGGCGGCGGCAGGUCCGGAGCAACGGCGCGUCAGCCUGCCCGCAGUGCAGCACCACGCCGGCUGCCCGGCGGCGGCGCGGUCGUCCCGCGCGAGGGCCGCGGCGGUCGCGCCGCCCCCCGGAGGCGGGCCGCCCCCGCUGCUGCUGGACGGCGGCGAGCUGCUGCGCUCGGGCAACGCGUCCUCGCCCAACGUGGCCGCCAUGGUGAAGACGUCGCCUCGCGGCCUGUGUGCCAUGUAUGUUGUUGGUUCGCGGCCGGUGUCGCUGAGACUGGUCGUGGGGGGUUGUCGCUGGACGCUUGCAGACCUGGAGGAGGGCUCGCCGGGCGGCAUGCAGAGGUCCGUCUCCGAGAAGAGCCGGGAUCGCUGCGCCGCGACGUCGCACCGCCACCACCACCACCACCAGGCGACGUCGACGUCGACGUCGACGUCGACGAAGCAGCAGCAGCAGCAGUCGCUCCGGCAGCACAAGUCGGCGCUGGUUUCGUCCCACGUGCACCACAGCACGCCCAACGUGGCGUCCAUCCGGGGAGGCGCGUCGGCGGCGGCGGCGGCGGGGGUGGCGGCGGCCGGAGGCGGCGGGCGUCGCGACGCCGCGGACGCGCGCUCCUCGACGGCCAGCGUGGCCGGCCUGUGCUCCGCCGUGUCGGAGGGCGAGCUCCUGGACCUGGCGAUCCUGCCCAUCUUCCAGAAGCUGCUGAGCGAGCGGCACAAGUCGCGGCGCGGCUACGGAGCGGCGGUCGCCUCCUGCCCCAACAUCUCCAUCAAGUGCGACAUCGUCGAGUACUUAUAG
This is a messenger RNA of Bacillus rossius redtenbacheri, 3747 nucleotides long. It is a transcript of the gene GABA-B-R2, whose product is annotated as gamma-aminobutyric acid type B receptor subunit 2. The transcript has 19 exons. Lineage: Eukaryota; Metazoa; Arthropoda; Insecta; Phasmatodea; Bacillidae. Gene Ontology annotation, molecular function: G protein-coupled GABA receptor activity. Gene Ontology annotation, biological process: G protein-coupled receptor signaling pathway; gamma-aminobutyric acid signaling pathway. Gene Ontology annotation, cellular component: membrane; G protein-coupled receptor heterodimeric complex. The record is from RefSeq and is a predicted model, not a curated record. The coding region runs from base 1 to 3747 and encodes 1248 amino acids.